AUGUUCACUGGUAUUGUAGAAUGCAUAGGAACUGUUUUAGAAUACAAUCCGUAUGAUGAUUCCGAAAGUGGAGGCCAAGGUAUUUCUAUAACUAUCGGAAAUGCCGAAAGUAUUCUUUCUGAUUGUCACAUCGGGGAUUCAAUAGCUGUGAACGGGGUUUGCCUCACUGUUACUGAGUUUGACAACGGUUCUUUUAAAGUGGGAAUAUCACCAGAGACUGUAAAACGAAGUAAUGUCGCUUCCUGGAUUCAGGGCGCCAAAGUCAACUUGGAGAGAGCAGUAUCUCAAGAUGUGAGAUUUGGCGGCCAUUAUGUACAGGGACACGUGGACACUGUUGCUAACAUUGUCUCAAGGGAACCUGAAGGAAAUUCAAUUAUCUUUGGGUUUCAGUUAAGAGAUCAGGAGUAUUUUAAGUACAUUGUUGAGAAAGGGUUCAUUUGUAUAGACGGGACCUCCUUGACCGUAACGAAAGUUAAUGAACUUUCUAACGGCGGUGCUUUUCAUAUCAGUAUGAUCAAACAUACCCAAGACAAUGUUAUUAUGCCUUUGAAGAGUAUUGGCGACGAAGUUAACAUUGAAGUAGACUUAACUGGGAAGAUUAUUGAGAAGCAGAUCUUACUAACUCUCGAAAAUCAAAUAUCAAAGGAAGACAGCACCCUGAAUACCAUGAUUACAAAUAUCAUUGAAGAGAAAGUUAAAAAUUUUUUAGAUAAAUAA
Messenger RNA from Saccharomyces mikatae IFO 1815, 717 nucleotides. It is a transcript of the gene RIB5, whose product is annotated as riboflavin synthase. Lineage: Eukaryota; Fungi; Ascomycota; Saccharomycetes; Saccharomycetales; Saccharomycetaceae. Gene Ontology annotation, molecular function: riboflavin synthase activity. Gene Ontology annotation, biological process: riboflavin biosynthetic process. The transcript has a single exon. The record is from RefSeq and is a predicted model, not a curated record. Bases 1 to 717 code for a protein of 238 amino acids.